Aureobasidium pullulans EXF-150 is the source of this 1866-nucleotide messenger RNA. RefSeq names its product TFIIH basal transcription factor complex, subunit SSL1. NCBI's taxonomy places the organism in Eukaryota, Fungi, Ascomycota, Dothideomycetes, Dothideales, Saccotheciaceae. Gene Ontology annotation, biological process: nucleotide-excision repair; regulation of transcription by RNA polymerase II; DNA-templated transcription. Bases 166 to 1605 code for a protein of 479 amino acids. The transcript has a single exon. Gene Ontology annotation, molecular function: zinc ion binding. The record is from RefSeq and is a predicted model, not a curated record. Gene Ontology annotation, cellular component: transcription factor TFIIH holo complex; transcription factor TFIIH core complex.
UGUUCGACUGAACAUCACCAACGAAAUGAACUGAACUACGACCCCCGACCAGACCAGCGCACCGGCUGAGUUUGUAACAUCCACCACAUCAUUUCCCCCUUGCCUCGUCUCGUGCCCUCAAUCGCCUUCCGACACGACAAGCUCACCACAACCGACAGCGACAAGAUGGCGCACCACGACAUCGACUACGACAUGGACAUGUCUGAUGAUGCCAACGAAGACCUGAACAACCGCAAUGCCAGAUCCAAGGAUCCAUCUCGCACACAAGACCCUGGAAAGUCAAAAGCCGCAUCAAGAGAAGGAGGAAGUUCACGCGCGCGAUGGGAAGCAGGCGCACAGAAGAACUGGGACUUGCACGAAGGCGACGAUGGCGAUCUCAGUGGUGUGCUUGGUGGCAUGGAGGAAGCGACGAAGAGACUGCGACUCCAAAAGGACACAACACCGCUACAACGCGGUAUCAUCAGACACUGUCUGCUUGUGCUGGAUUUGAGUCUGGCCAUGCUGGAGAAGGAUCUAAGGCCGACGAGACAUUUGCUUACGCUCACGUAUACCAUCGCUUUCGUACGUGAGUUCUUCGAGCAGAACCCCAUCUCGCAACUCGGUAUCUUGGGAAUGCGCGAUGGUCUUGCAAUCAGAAUCUCCGAGCUCUCGGGUAAUCCCAACGACCACAUCACCGUAUUGAAGGAACUGCGCAACACCGAGCCAAAAGGUGCUGCCAGUUUGCAGAACGCUCUGGACAUGGCAAGAGCGGCAUUAUACCACACACCCUCCCACGGCACCAGAGAAGUCGUCAUCAUCCUCGGCGCACUGAGUUCUUCCGACCCGGGCGACAUCCAUUCAACCAUCAACGCCUGCGUGAGAGACAAACUCCGCGUCACGGUCAUCGGUCUCGCGGCCCAAAUGCACAUCUGCGCCGACCUCUGCGCCCGCACAAAUGCUGGAGAUACGUCCAGCUACAAUGUCGCACUGGACGAACCACACUACCGCGAAUUACUCAUGCAAAUCACCACUCCACCCGUCAUGCGAACGACCUCUUCCACAACGGAAGCUUCCAAAUCUGCCUUGCUGCAGAUGGGUUUUCCAUCCAGGUACACGGAAGCAAAAGCUACGUUAUGCGCAUGUCAUGGUGUCCUCACUCAAGGCGGAUAUAAUUGUAGUCGCUGUAACGCUAAAGUCUGCUCGUUACCUCAGACCUGUCCGGCUUGCGAUCUCACUCUUAUCCUAUCCACCCAUCUCGCCCGCUCUUACCAUCAUCUCUUCCCUCUACUUCUCUGGAACGAAGUUUCCUGGUCCCGAGCCGCUGUGAAAAACUCUUCCAAAUGUUUUGGCUGUUUGACUGCGUUUCCUGUGGUUGGCAAGGAGCAGCAGCAGCAGCAGAAGAGGGCGGAGGGUGCUAGUGAGAGUAGUAGGUAUGAGUGUCCUUGUUGCGAAAGGCAUUUUUGCGUGGAUUGUGAUGUUUUUUGCCAUGAGGUUGUGCAUAAUUGUCCCGGUUGCACUAGUGGUAGACUUGCAGGGGGUGGAGAGGAGAAUGGAGGGGUAGAGGGAAAUGGAGAUGUGAUUAUGAAUGGGCAUGGGAAUGGGAAUGGUGUUGCUGUUACCGCUUAAGCAGCACAGUUGCCCUCGACAUUACACGGCAAAAAAAGAGCCCACUAGAAGUGAAAUGGGAAAGAAGUGCAAAAGGACCUCUCUCUCUCGCCAUCAAAAAUCUAAGAAAAUGAAGGAUAUAUCUUUUGGAAAAACAACUCAACCCACCUACCUUUUUCGAACAUCUCUAGAUCUUCGUGAAAAAAACACAUCCUGUUGUGACUGUGUCAUAAAAACACACACUUGCUCCUCUUCUUGUUUAAUCAGAGAACGAAUGACUAA